Penicillium coprophilum is the source of this 1242-nucleotide messenger RNA. Its product is annotated as lactate 2-monooxygenase. Gene Ontology annotation, molecular function: oxidoreductase activity; FMN binding. The transcript has a single exon. The coding region runs from base 1 to 1242 and encodes 413 amino acids. The record is from RefSeq and is a predicted model, not a curated record. NCBI's taxonomy places the organism in Eukaryota, Fungi, Ascomycota, Eurotiomycetes, Eurotiales, Aspergillaceae.
AUGACGUCACCACAGGACACCAGAUCGGAUAAGCCGAUUCCCAAACUCACUCCAUUUACAUACGAGAAUGAGGUUUAUCAGGCCGGUCGCAAGGGCCAAAAGCCCGCGAUUACCUUCAACUGUCGCGACUGGGAAGCCCUAGCCAAAGAGCGGCUCUCAGCCGAUUCUUAUGGAUAUGUUUGGGGAUCUGCCGGAACUCGUGACACAGACGACAACAACAAGAAAGCCUUCCAAAAAUGGGGGAUUGUGCCAUCACGCCUGGUCAAGAGCGACUUCCCAGAUCUCAGAACGAAGAUCUUUGGUGAGACGUACGAUUAUCCGAUCGCCAUGGCACCGGUGGGAGUGCAGCGGAUCUUCCACCCAGACGGAGAGACGGCAUCUGCGAAGGCCGCCGAGAAGGAAAAUGUCCCGUACAUCCUCAGUACCGCAUCCGCCACGAGCAUCGAGGACGUCGCCAAGGCCAAUGGGAAUGGAUCUCGUUGGUAUCAACUUUACUGGCCUUUGAAUGAGAACAAUGAUAUCACGGUGAGCCUGUUGUCUCGGGCAAAGGCAGCGGGUUACAAGGUGUUGGUGGUCACCUUGGAUACGUACAUUCUGGGAUGGCGUCCCAGCGAUCUGAACAAUGCAUACAACCCAUUCAUUCGUCCAGACGACAUUGGCGUAGCACUGGGAUUUACCGACCCUGUAUACCGCCGCAAGUUUGAAAAAGAGCAUGGAAAACCCAUCGAGGAGGAUCUCGAGACUGCCGCCACAGAGUGGGCACAUACCGUUUUCCCCGGCGUGAGUCACGGCUGGGAAGAUAUCAAAUUCCUCCAGGAGCAUUGGGAUGGUCCAAUUGUUUUGAAGGGUAUCCAGACGGUGGCGGACGCGAAGAAAGCGGUGGAAUAUGGUGUCCAGGGAAUUGUGGUAUCUAACCAUGGUGGAAGACAACAGGAUGGAGGCAUUGCGUCUUUGGAUAUGUUGCCAGAAAUUGUUGACGCUGUGGGAAAUGACUUGGAAAUCAUCUUUGACUCGGGUGUUCGUUGUGGCGCUGAUAUUGUUAAGGCAUUAGCGCUUGGCGCGAAAAUGGUCCUUAUUGGUCGCCCAUACGUUUAUGGAUUGGCGAUUCAAGGUGAGGCGGGAGUACGCCAUGUGCUGAAGAGUCUCCUAGGAGACUUCAACCUGACCCUCCAUCUGUCGGGUAUCAGCUCAGUAUCUCCUAAGCAUCUUAAUCGUUCGGUAUUGCGUCGGACAGAUCAAUAA